This is a messenger RNA of Ilex paraguariensis (yerba mate), 453 nucleotides long. The record is from the annotation of a GenBank genome assembly. NCBI's taxonomy places the organism in Eukaryota, Viridiplantae, Streptophyta, Magnoliopsida, Aquifoliales, Aquifoliaceae.
AUGGCUUUAGUCAUGGCUUUGGCUCAGAAAAAGGGUAAUUCUCAGAAAAAGCUAUCAGCCAUUCAAAUGGUAAAUUUGUUAAUGAAGUGUUUGGACCCGAAAAGCAUAUUUUCAGAGCUUGGGUUGGUAAUAGAGGAGAUGGAAAAGUGUCAGUCUGGUCAGAUGGCUUAUGUUAGAGGAGCUGCAUUUGAAGCACUGCAAACAGCAAGAAGACUAGCCACUGACAAAGGCUCAAAGUUUGAGAGUAAUAUGGGUUCAAUUACUGGGGCUAAUGUUGGCAGAAGAGGUAACAGUCGAAUGAGAAAUUUAUGGGGUAGUGAAGAUCAAUCACCACUUACUGCGUCACCUGAAUCGCAGACUGUUAAUUCAUUAGUUGGGUAUAAUUCUUUAAGUGAAUCACCAAUGUCAGGAAGUCAGACCUCUCCGGACUCGGAUUAUGACCAAGGAGUGUGA